This is a messenger RNA of Myotis myotis, 1661 nucleotides long. It is a transcript of the gene OTOL1, whose product is annotated as otolin 1. Gene Ontology annotation, molecular function: protein binding. Lineage: Eukaryota; Metazoa; Chordata; Mammalia; Chiroptera; Vespertilionidae. The transcript has 4 exons. Bases 1 to 1425 code for a protein of 474 amino acids. The record is from RefSeq and is a predicted model, not a curated record.
AUGUGGAUGUUAUCUUGGCUUUGUGCUAUUUUAAUUAUUUUGGCUAUUGCUGAUAUGGAUGCAAUAGCAAAGACCACGCCAUAUAUCAAAUUUACAAAGAAAUCUGAGGGAAAAGAGAUGCUGGAGGGUUUAAAGCCGUCCAGUGGCCUACCUCCAGGAGAAGAAGAAACACCCUUCACAGAAGUGGCAGAAAUGGCAGAACCAACCUCUGACCCCUUGGUCCAAGAUUCUACCUUUGGCACUGCCACUCUCUUCCCCUUUGAAAACUUCACUCUGGACACGGCCGAUUUCUUUUUGAAUUGCUGUGAUUGUUGUUCAUCUGCACCAGGGCAGAAAGGAGAACCCGGAGAGACUGGAAAUCCAGGUCCUAAGGGAAAGACUGGUGAUAUGGGGGUUCCAGGGUCACCAGGAAUCAUUGGACCCCAAGGUCCAAAAGGCCAGAAAGGAGAGAAGGGACUUAAGGGAGAACGUGGGGACCAGGGAUCAAGUGGAGUUCCGGGAUACCCAGGAAAACCUGGAGAGCCAGGUGGACCUGGUCCUAAAGGGGCUAAAGGAGACACCGGACUGGUGGGAGUGAAAGGACAAAAAGGCUCCAAGGGGGACACGUCUGUCAAUGCUACCAAAGGAGACAAAGGAGACCGAGGGGCUGUGGGCUCUCCAGGCUUGAAUGGAGAGCCUGGGGCCAAGGGAGAGAAGGGGGACCGGGGGGAGAAGGGCUACUGUGGGAACUCUGGGGAGAGGGGAGGAAAGGGGGAAAAAGGUGAGGUGGGGCUGAAAGGAGAAAAAGGUAGCAAAGGCGAUAUUGGAAUGGAAGGCAAAAGUGGCCCAGAGGGCCUACCUGGAGCCCGAGGUGACCCAGGGGCUAAAGGAGAAAAGGGAGCUGUAGGUCCUCCUGGUCUGGUGGGACCUGUGGGGCCCAAGGGUGAGCUUGGGAGCAAAGGGGUCCGAGGAUCUAUUGGGAAGAAGGGUUCUCGGGGCCUCAAAGGCUCCAAGGGGGAGAUGACCAGAGUCCCACGGUCAGCUUUCAGUGCUGCUUUAUCAAAGCCUUUCCCUCCUCCCAAUGUCCCUAUCAAAUUUGACAAGGUUUUCUAUAACGACCAAGGGAAUUACAGCCCCGUCACCGGGAAAUUUAACUGUAGCAUUCCUGGGGCAUAUGUGUUUUCCUACCACGUCACGGUGAGUGGCCGGCCAGCUCGGAUCAGCCUGGUAGCCUGGAAUAAGAAGCAGUUCAAGUCCAGAGAAACGCUCUAUGGUCAUGAAAUAGACCAGGCCUCUCUCCUCAUCAUCCUGAGGUUAAAUGCAGGGGACCAAGUCUGGCUGGAAGUGUCCAAAGAUUGGAAUGGAGUGUAUGUCAGCGCUGAGGAUGACAGCAUUUUCACUGGGUUUCUUUUGUACCCAGAGGAAAUGCCUGGAAUUUCACCAUAAACUUGUGUCUGAACACUGCAGUUUGGAGUGAGUGAAAUAAGUCAGGUAACAGAGAAUAGUGCUAUUGAAAAAAAUAACUUUCCUUAUUUUUUCAUGACUAUAAAAAUAAUACAGAAAAAAUGAUGUCACUUAGUGUCAACUGCUAUUGCUAUUUUAAGGCAUCAUGUUUUUUAAAAAAUAAUUAUCUAUCUGUAUUUGAGAGCAUAUAUCUGUUAACUUAGUAGAUAGUUUUUUCA